GGAAAAAUUGGUUCCUGUGUUCUCCAGGGGUAUUGUGUCAGGAGAUGCAAGCAAGGGACCAUGUGACGAGUGAGAAAGCUGGAGGGAUUGGUUGAGAUGCUAGCAGCAAGUGUGUGAGCUAAGCUGGCUCCCUCCAUCACCCCUCCCUUCCUUUCUCUCCUCUCUGCUCUCUCUCUCUUUCUCUUACCCGUUCUCGCUCUCGCUCUCAGCAUCUUUCUGUGAUUCUGUAGGUGAUACAGUCACAGCAGCAUCCAUGGCCUGCCUUUUGCCUUAGCCCACUCUCCUUCUGUUUUGAUUCCAUACAUUUCUUCUCCUCCCCCCUCUCUUUUUUUUUUCUCUUUUGCUCUGACAGCUUUACGAGCGAUGCAUCUGAGACCCCGGCACUGAGAGUUUACAUGAAGCAUCUGCUCAACUGGAGUCAUAAUUUCCCGUAUUUUUUUCAGCCUCUGUGGAAACUGAGGAAUGCAAUUCUGCCACCAUGAUGGAAGGAUUGAAAAAACGUACAAGGAAAGCCUUUGGAAUACGGAAGAAAGAAAAGGAUACCGAUUCCACAGGAUCACCAGACCGAGAUGGAACUCCACCCAGCCCUCAUCCUCAUGAUCCAUCCUACAAUAGCAAACCAGAAUGUGCCCAGGAAGGCGGAAAAGCAGUUUCGAAGAGAACAAAUGGUGCUCCAAAUGGAUUUUAUUCAGAAAUUGACUGGGAAAGAUAUAAUUCACCUGAACUUGAUGAAGAAGGAUACAGCACCAGACCAGAAGAACUAGGCUCUACCAAAGGAAAGCACUUUUAUUCUUCAAGUGAAUCUGAAGAGGAAGAGGAGGCACAUAAGAAAUUCAACAUUAAGAUUAAACCUUUGCAAUCUAAAGACACUCUUAAGAGCGCAGCAACUGUUGAUGAACUGAAAGCUUCUAUAGGCAACAUUGCACUUUCACCUUCACCAGUGAGGAAAAGUCCGAGACGCAGCCCGGGUACAGUUAAGAGGAACUUAUCUAGUGAAGAGAUAGCAAGACCCCGGCGUUCAACACCUACUCCAGAGCUUCUGAGCAAAAGAACUUCAGAAGACCAGACUGUCCUAGCACCAUUAUUUGGUCCACCCCUAGAAUCUGCAUUUGAAGAAGACAAAUUGGAAGGUUCCGUAGAUCAGUCUGAAGUUUGGGGUUCUAUGCAACCAGAAAACUCAAGUGUAGAAGCUCCAGAUCCAUCACGACCCUUCCCAUCUGGAACACCUCCACCACUUCCUCCCAAAAACAUUCCUGCUACACCUCCCCAGGCUGGUUCUCCUUUAACAAUUGGAGUAGGAAUUGACCAGACAGCAACAGAGGUCAAAAGUGACAAACUACCAUCAAUCAAUGACUUGGACAGCAUUUUUGGCCCAGUAUUAUCCCCCAAGUCUGUUACUGAUAAUGCAGAGGAUAAAUGGAUCAGUUUUUCUGAUCAGUCCCAGGAAAAUGUAACUCCAGAGGUGACUUCAAGGGAAAAAGUGGUGUCCCCCCCUGUGGCAUCCGAAAUCCCGGAAGAGCCUCCAGAGGUUGAAAUCUCUCGCAAUGUUCCAUCUCCACUCAAUUUAGAAGAGGUUCAGAAGAAGGUUUCAGAGCAGACCCACGUUAAAGAUGAUAACUUAGCACCAGCAGCAUCUCCUAAAGAUUUUGGGGUGGGACAGACAGCAACACCACCUCCCCCUCCACCUCCUACCUACAGGACAGUGGUGUCAUCACCCGGACCCAGCCCUGGCGGUGGCACAGGAAGCACCAGUGGGUCAUCAUCCCCUGCUCGCCCUGCAACCCCACUGGCAUCCUGCAGCAGCCCUACUCCACCCCCGCCGCCACCUAGACCCCCAUCUCGUCCGAAGUUACCUCCAGGAAAGCCAGGUGUUGAUGUGUCCAGACCUUUCAGCCCUCCAAUUCACUCAUCUAGUCCUCCUCCAAUAGCACCUUUAGCACGUGCCGAAAGCACCUCUUCUAUUUCAUCCACCAAUUCCUUGAGUGCAGCUACUACUCCUACAAUUGGGACGGAGGGAAGGACCGUAUUUCCCACAGAUGAUACUUAUAAUGACAAAUUGUCCAUGUUUUCAAGGCACUGUGAACCACCUGCAGAGAAUGAACAGCCUUCUCUCGUCUGGUUUGACAGAGGAAAGUUUUAUUUGACUUUUGAAGGCUCUUCCAGAGGACCCAGCCCCUUAACAAUGGGUGCACAAGACACCCUCCCUGUAGCUGCAGCUUUCACUGAAACUGUUAAUGCGUACUUCAAAGGAGCUGAUCCUAACAAAUGUAUAGUAAAGAUUACCGGAGAAAUGGUGCUGUCAUUUCCUGCGGGAAUUACUAGACAUUUUGCCAAUAACCCUGCUCCAGCUGUUCUAACAUUUCGUGUGACAAAUUACAACAGAUUGGAACAUGUUUUGCCAAAUCCUCAACUUCUUUGCUGUGACAGCACUCAUGCUGAUGCCAACACAAAGGAGUUCUGGGUAAACAUGCCAAAUUUGAUGACUCAUUUGAGGAAAGUGUCUGAACAGAAACCACAAGCAACAUACUAUAAUGUGGAUAUGCUUAAAUACCAGGUAUCAACACAGGGUAUUCAAUCUACUCCACUGAAUCUUGCAGUGAACUGGCGGUGUGAACCUACAAGCACAGAUCUACGCAUAGACUACAAGUAUAAUAUAGAGGCAAUGACUACACCAGUAGCUUUAAACAAUGUGCAAUUCCUUGUUCCUAUUGAUGGUGGAGUGACAAAACUACAAGCUGUGCUUCCACCUGCCAUUUGGAAUACUGAACAACAAAGGAUAUUGUGGAGAAUUCCUGAUAUUUCUCAAAAAUCUGAAAAUGGAGGGGUAGGUUCCUUGCUUGCACGAUUCCAGUUAUCUGACGGACCAAGUAAACCUUCACCCCUGGUUGUGCAGUUCACUAGCGAAGGGAGCACUCUGUCCAGCUGUGAUAUUGAACUUGUUGGAGCUGGGUAUCGUUUUUCACUUAUCAAAAAGAGAUUUGCAGCAGGAAAGUACCUGGCAGAUAACUAACCGAAGUAUAUGCAAGUAUGUUGAAAAUCCAUAUAGCUGAGGACUGCGUGGUUGGAUGGCUUUUAUAUGCUGUUGAGGGGAAACUAACUGAAUCCUGUAUUCAGGACAUUUCUGUUGAAAGCAUCAGCAAUUCAACAUUUCUCUCUCAGAAAAUGCCAUGUUGAUCAGUCCUACAGUAUUUACUUCUAGAUGUAAUAUUGUUCAUGUUUUAAAUUGUAAUUAUUGUAUUUGUAAAUUGUACUCAUUCUAGUAAGGCUGUAUUUUAGCAGUUAGACACUUGAGUUUUAGUAUUUGAUCGUUCAAGAAAUGGGUGUAAUUUAAACUGUGAUAUAUAAAUUUAAUAGUAGUAAUGUUGACAAGCUUUUGGAGGCCGAUGCAUUUUGUCAAUGUAUACAAUUUGAACACAAUGCUAGCUGUGAGAAAAGGAGUGCCUCAAAAAGAACAUCAAAAUUAACUCACCUGCAAAUUCAUCAUUUUUUUCUGUUCGUAGCAUAUAUCAUACAAACAUAGUUACAUAAAUAAAUAGAUAUGUCUUUUAAGUAUUUAAUUGGUUUAACUUCAGAACAUCUCAAAAUAAAUGUUGAGGUGAUUAUGGUACAAAUGUAGUUUUUCACUUUAAGCAUUCCCAUCAUGUCUGAAGUAUGUUUGAAAGGAGGGGGGGGGAGAAAUUUUUGGAUAACUGUUAGAACCUGCGACUGAGAUAAAUCUUGUACUGAGAUAGCUGUUUCUUUUUGUUAGUCCAACAUGAGUGAAAUUGAAGAUAAAGAAAGAGCACAAAGGUUUAGAAAUAUUUCUGCUAUGCAAGCUUCACGCGGCCUUCCUCAUCCUGGUACCUUGCAGAUAUGCUGGACAUCAGCUGCCCUGCGAGCACCAGUUUGGGAAAGCUGGCAUAAAAAAAGAAAGGAAAGCACAGAAACGGCAGCAAGGCUCUUCCACUAUUUUCACUAAACCUGGUGCAAGGGAAAGCUGGCUAACAAAUAACUAGCGAUGAAGAGAAAUCCUGUGAUGGUGGUGGUGGUGGUUUUAUUUUUUUACCCGGGCAAGCCUCUGACUUCAUGGAUGUGCUUGUUUAUUUUUACAGGACAAUUUGCAUGCCAAAAACUGGCUCUGACCAACAUUGUGUUCUUCAGCUAGAUUUUAACUUAUUUGUAGGGAAACAAGAACUUCAAAGAAGAAUGUCUCUCUGUGUGUGUGUGUGUCUCGUGCACACACAUUACACAGAUGUCAUCCAUACAUAUCAAGAUUUGUAGCCUGGCCAAUCUGUAUUUGAAGGCUAAAAAAGGAAAGAAAGAAGCCAUUUGAACAGCACAGGUGACAAAAUAAUUGCUGAAUUUUUGUUUCCCUUACUUAAACACCAGGAUAUUCUACUUCAAAAAGAUUUCAAGUUGCUAGUCAGUGUUAAAUUUCUUAGGGUCUGAAAAAAAGCAAAAGAUUUGAUUCUCCAUUGCUUACAUACUAGGUGUGUACAAAUGUUGCACACCUGUCUAUUUAAAUGGUAGCUGAAUUGUAGCUGAAUCCAGUACAAAUAAGGAAUGCUAUAUGAGAAGUCAUUGUAAAGAGGUGCAGAGUAUCUAUUCUGCUAUUUUCUGUGCUUACGACUAGUAUUUUUAUAAACUGUGGUCUAACUAGGUUGGCAUCCAACUGUCUCACUUGCAUGUGAAAAUAGCUGUGCUUGACAAGCAACUAUGUCUGCAUUAAAACAAGCAGACAAAAUUAAAGGCUCUAUCUGGUCAUGAAUAUAUUUGUUUAUCAUCAAGUAUGAAAAAUAUAUAUCUUGCAGUGAUAGAAACUGAAAUUCCACAUCCAUCAACUACCUUGUUUCGUUAGUUCCUUUUGGUAUGAGUCUUGUAUUUGAAAACUAUAGAGUUAAUUUUAUGGAAAAUAUACAAUCCAAAAUAAUGUCCCCCCCCCCCCCGCUUAAGCUUCACUGGUUUCUCUAUCUCACUGAUAAAUAUGAUAAAGAUUGAUUUUUGCUAGAGCUCCUCAUGGUUUGAAAUGGAAAAGUUAUCUUUGUGUUUAUACUUUGCAUUCUUAUAAAUUUUACCAUGUUUGCUCUUUCCUGUGAAAGUGAAAUUGGGCUAUUACCAGCAUUUAUUACUCAGUAUCACAAAAGCUGGACAAAGGGAAGCACAUUUCUGCUUACUUAAUGAAUAGAGAUUUUUUUCUACUCUGGAAUUGUUUUGCUUUUGUUUUACAAUACAUACCAGUUACCAAAUAACUGGGUCUCUAUUGGCCAUUUCAGAUAUCUGUGCAUUUCCUAAUUGGUGCCAACAGAAAUUUCAUGUAUUCUGAUUUGAACUAAAAACUAAAAACCAUUUACUUGUAAGUAGUUUUGCAAAUGUGGAAAACCCUUUCCCUUCAUUUUUCAAAAAUAUAACAUUAAAGCUAAUAAAGGAGAUUGAAAAUCUUUAAACUCUUCAUUGAUAAAUAUGAAAUGAAAAAUCAGUUUAAAUUAAAAUAAUUUGCUAUGUUUGAAACAUAAAGAUUAGCUCAGAAAGAUUACAUGGAUUCCAAAAAGGUUAUUAAAAACCACAUCAUAGAUAUUUUUUUUUUGCAAUGAAUUGGAAUAUAGGCCUUACAUUGCAUCUAAAAUAAUAGCAUCCAGCAAAAAAAUAAAAUCUCAUUGUUUUAACAAGUUAGUAGCCAGAGAUACAUUUACUGGCAUUGCUUUGGAAAGUCUUGAUUUACUCCUGAAAAUAGAAACAUACUUAUUGAAUCUUUAGCCAAUAACACAAUUCUAUUUUUUUUACCAGAUUUAAUACCAAAAAAAAAAAACACCUCUUACUGGAGCUUGAUUUAUAUACCUGUUUAAUCUCAAAUAACUACAGUCUUUUUUGUUGUUGAUUCCUGUUUCCUUAAUACAAUUAAAAUUAUUAAUUAGGAUUAUUUAAAAUGUGAAUAAUAUUAGGCGGGUUCUUUUUUAAAAUUCUGCUUGUAGUUUGUUUCUGAGCUUAUUUACCAAAAAUAAACUUUAAAGUAGAAAUUUAGCUUAGCUCAGCCUUCCCCAACUUGGGGCUGUUCAAAGGUCCAUUCCACAGAAUUCCUAACCAGCAUGGUUUGUAGUUAAACUGGCAAGGCAUUCUGAAAAUAGCUAUUGUAUGUCUCAGCCUUUAAUAUCUAGGAAAUAAAUUAUUAAGCAGAGAAAAAGACACAGUUAAAAGGUUGUUAUAAAAUCAUUAUUCCUUAGUAACAAUAUAACAAUGGACAAAAACAUAACUAUUGCUUUUGCUCUGUGAUACUCCUUGUUCCUUACAAGCAUCCUUCUCCUAGUUUUAAGUGAGCAAAGCUAGGGAUUAAAUGGGAACAUUUUACUCCUGAAGCUCCUUAAUCUAGCCAUGACUACAGGAUGUUAUUCUAAGAUAAAGUCUUACUCAGAUCUAUACAACUAAGAAGGACUUUGUAAAACUUUUUAACCCAAAUGAGGUUAUAAUUACAGUUUUGUAUCCACCUUGAUAUUUCAUAGCUAGAAACAAAAUAAAAAAAAUAUCUCAGCUGUAAGUGAGAAUUAACAGGGUAAGUAUACAGAUAUAUGAAUUCUGUGCUGCAGCUGGAUGGAUCUUCUUUAUAAAAAGCAUAUUCAAGAAAUCCUGCUUCAUAAAAGAAAAGAAAACCAAACAUUUAGCAUGUCUUUUAAGCAAGCUACAAUGAGAAGCAAUUGCCUGUAUGGUGUGCAAGGCUUGUCAAAUGGAUUGUGUCAUCAUUAUAGCUGUAAGCAGAGCCAUAUUCCUAUGCACACUUAUUCACAAGAAAGUCUUAUAGCAUCUUUGAUGAGACGGUCUGCAAAUAUCCACAGGAUCAGGCUCAAGAUCGCUCUGUAUAGAAGAAAUUAUUAUUUAAAAAUAUUUCUACACAAAAUAGAUAUGAUGCUCAUUUCAAGGACUUCAGUAAAAUCAGGAAAAAGUAAAAUUGUUUUUAAGCCCAUUUAGAAAAUGAACAUUUAUACUGGUUAGGUAGGUAGGUUUGGUGAACUUAUUUUUUAUUAUUAUGAAUUUAAGAACGCAAUUAGAAUAUAAAAGGUCGUUGUUCGUCCUCCUUUUUGUUGUUUUGAAUGUUUGUUCCAUUUAGUUGCAGCAUCUGCCAGUUUUGCACUGAGGCUGCUUAGUAAAACUUAUUGGUCAUGAUAAGAUAAGAGGUGUUAUUUUUCACCUAGCUUGUUUCAGAGCCUGAUACUAAUUAGGGCUGAGAAGGAAUGACUGGCCCAAUGAUCACCCCAGUUAGCUUUGGUGUCUAAGGAUCAACUAGAACCUGGAUCUCUGUGAUCCUAGUUCAGCACCCUAACCAUUAUGGUAGUCCUUGACCACAACUGAGACCUGAAUUUCUUUUGUUAAGUAAGGUGAUUAUUAAGUGAAUUGUGCCUGAUUUUUAUAAUCUUCUUUGCACAGUUGUUAAGUGAACCACUGCAAUAGUUUAGUGAAUCCUAUAAUUGAUAAGUGAAUCCAUUUUCCUCCAUUGAUUUUGCUUGGUCGAAGCUGGGUGGAAAGGUCACGAAUGAUAAUUACAUGACCGAGGACACUGAAACUAUUGUAAAUACAUGCCAUGUGCUCAAAUUUUGAGCACGUGACGGUGGGGAUGGUGCAAUGGUUGUAAGUGCAAGGACCAGUCAGGUCACUUUUUUCAGUGCCAUUGCAACUUUGAACAGUCAGUAAAUGAAUGGUUGUAAGUCAAGGACUGCCUUUAUCCCCUGCUGGCUUGCUUCCUACUUCAUGCAUUCACAUUUUCCUCUAAUUUUAUUUCUUUGAUGUAUUGGAAUGUGAGAAUGACCUUAGAAAAUUGAGGUGUGUGUGUGACGGGAGAAGCUGCUCUGGGAGCAAUCAGAGUCAAGGGGGAAUAAUCCAGAAUUGAGUAAGUGGACAGAGAAAGAAAGAAAAGAUCUGUCCUAAGUUAUCAGAAAGUAGAAAGUGACUGCAGGAGAUUUGUACAUUCAGACUUGCAAGAUUCUGAUAAGGUACCCUUAUUAUAAAAUAGAAUUAACUCAUCAUGUCAUGUUUCCUGUCUGAUCUAUUUGGGAGGCUGAUAUUUGAUGAAGUGCCUCUUUGUUUGAAAGGAUGGUUUUAUUUUAAGAAAUAAUUCAGCCAAUUUUUUUGUUCACAGUGCCAUGCAGAAUUCUCUCAAGUACUGAUUUUAUCAACUACACAACACUCUGCAUAUUUCAGAUAGUGUAUACUUUAAUUGUUCAGGGAUGAGACAGUUUCUCCAAUAGUCACACCAUACUAAUUUGAAAUUAUGCUGCAAAGUAUGCUUGUGCGUAUACAUAUGUACACUUUGUGUAUGUAUAUAUAUUAAAUAUAUAUACAUACACACGCACGCACACACACACAUAUAUAUAGUGAGUGAGAGAGAGAGAGACAGCUUUAUCGGUAGUUCUUGAAUUACAACUAUAAUGGAGCCUGCCCAUUAUACUUGUAUGUCGUCGUGAUUAUAAAGUGGGUUGGUCGUGUGACUGACCUGAUUUUUCUACCUUUUUUGCAGUGGUCAUGAAGCAUAUGCCUUGGUUGUUAAGCAAACGUCAUGGUUGUUAAGCAAAUGUCAUGGCCAUUAAGUGAAUCAAUGUUUGCCGUAGGGCCAGUUUUGGUGAAAACUGGGAGCAACUGCCAGUUUUUCGCAAAACUAUUGUAAAACACUAUCAUAUGUCCAUGGGACACAGCAAAGGACUAUAAAUGCAGCCCAGGUGCAGAGUCCUCCAAAUGUGAUCAUUAGACGACUGCUCAUUAGUCAAGGACUACCUGUAAUAUGCUUUAAUAUGCAUAUUAAAAUACGUUUCAGGUAUCAACUUCAUGUAGAAAGGGAUACGUGUUUCAAUUGUUCCUUUACCUCAUGGGGUUUCAUAAAAUAAUAAACUGAGUUUUAUUCUUGUUCCUGGUGAGUAGAUGAUGCUCAUGGUGAACCAAUCUUGUUCUUGGAUAUGCGCUCUGCCAAUAGCUUUAAAAUCUUGCAAGUCUGGUACCUCCAUAUGUGAUUUAGUAUUAUGAUUCCUAGGUACAAGGAGGGUAUGAGACGGGAUCACCCUGUGUCAAGAUAGUUCCAGAGAAUGGAAAUAUCUACUCUGUAACAUAUGAAAUAAAAUGUACCUAUUGUUGAAGGUGUGUGUAUGUGUUAUAUGUGGGUGUAAUCCUUCUGCCCAUGUUCCAUCCGAGGUGAACUACAUUUUGUCAUUAUGUCAACCAUCACAUCUAGUUUACGAAGAAACCAAAUACUGCUGAUUUUAUUUAUCUGUAUGAACUAUGUAUUAUCUUACUGAUCUGGGCAGAAGAUAUUUCUUAGAUAUGACAAAAUAAAUGUAUUAGCUGAGGAAUGCAUAUUUUUAGAACUUUAGUUUGGGGCUGAAGUCUUGAGUCUACUCAGAAAUUUAAUUGUAUUCUAUAUUCGUUUUCUUAAUUGAUAAUCCAAAAUGUCACACAAAUGGUUAAGAAUUGAAUUAUCAUUGAAUUUAUGAGCAAGACAUUUUCCUUUUGUUAGCUACUGGUUACAGAAAUAGUACGUCACAGAAGAUAUUGUUAAACAUUAAAUGAUUACAAAAAUAUUAUAAA
Molecule: messenger RNA, 9537 nt
Organism: Crotalus tigris (Tiger rattlesnake)
Lineage: Eukaryota; Metazoa; Chordata; Lepidosauria; Squamata; Viperidae
Gene: SGIP1
Product: SH3GL interacting endocytic adaptor 1
Exons: 27
Coding region: 479-3010 (843 amino acids)
Biological process (GO): clathrin coat assembly; synaptic vesicle endocytosis; clathrin-dependent endocytosis
Cellular component (GO): clathrin-coated vesicle; cytoplasm; plasma membrane
Source: RefSeq, a predicted model, not a curated record